AUAAUACCCCUUUCCAUUCCCAUAUAAAUGAUUCUUUAAUUCUUCAGCAAUCUUUUGUUUCCAUUUAUUGUCGUCAUUUAUAUUCUUUCGGGAUCCUAAGUGCCCCCACAGCUUUGUUUUUGUGCACUUUUAUCUUGUCGAUGUUCUAAAAUGGCGGCGCCGAGGAAUGUGUUGAGGGACGAGGAGAGUGCUGCGGCGGCGUUGUUGAGCAUCAGCAUCAAGGAAGAUGACGAUUCCCCGUCGGGGAAGAGGUUAAAAUCGGAAAGAUUUCCCGUUUCAAGGUGGGAAUUGGCUGCCUUUUUCGGGGUUUUCUUGAUUUUUUCUACCGGCUUGUUCUGCAUCUACCUUACCAUGCCCGCUACCGAGUACGGGAAACUCAAGAUCCCACGUUCCAUCUCUGAUCUGCGAUUGCUUAAAGAUAAUAUUGCAACAUAUGCAAACGAUUACCCAACACAAUUCAUUUUGGGUUACUGCUCAACUUAUAUCUUCAUGCAAACUUUUAUGAUUCCUGGAACGAUUUUCAUGUCUUUGCUAGCUGGAGCUCUCUUUGGUGUUAAAGGCCUUUUCUUGGUUGUCUUCAAUGCCACAGCUGGAGCAUGCUCCUGCUUUUUUCUGUCGAAGCUGAUUGGCAGGCCUUUGGUCAGUUGGUUGUGGCCUGAUAAAUUAAGAUUUUUUCAAGCUGAGAUUGCAAAACGAAGGGACAAGUUGCUGAAUUACAUGCUCUUUCUGAGAAUUACUCCAACUUUACCCAACCUAUUUAUCAACUUGGCAUCACCAAUUGUUGACAUACCGUUUCAUGUGUUCUUUUUAGCAACUUUUAUCGGCCUAAUACCAGCCUCCUAUAUAACUGUCAAAGCUGGCCUUGCACUUGGGGAUCUCAGGUCUGUUAAGGACCUCUACGAUUUCAAGACCUUGUCCGUGCUUUUCCUUAUCGGGAUGGUCUCCAUAUUUCCUACCUUUCUGAAGAAAAAGAAGAUAUAUGAAUAAGGCGAUGUUGGUGAAGUUUGUGGCAUCCUCCUGACUGACAACGGGGGAUUAAGAAUACAAAAUUUACAAUCUCCAAAUUUAGGAUCCAAGAAACGAUAGUGCAUACUAGAAGAUCCUCAUUUCUGCAGCAGGAUAUUGAAAAGAUCUAGGCAUUGUCACAAAAUAUGAAAAGCACAGGGCAGGUAACUUUUAUUUUCAAUGUUAUGUUAACUCAAAGUCAUCUCCCAAUUAGAUUAUUUAGAACAUUUGGGAGUCAACUUUUCUUUUUACUAGAAAUGCUUUGUACGCCAUUUUCUCCA
Messenger RNA from Hibiscus syriacus, 1286 nucleotides. RefSeq lists its product as uncharacterized. NCBI's taxonomy places the organism in Eukaryota, Viridiplantae, Streptophyta, Magnoliopsida, Malvales, Malvaceae. Gene Ontology annotation, cellular component: endoplasmic reticulum. The record is from RefSeq and is a predicted model, not a curated record. The transcript has 4 exons. The coding region runs from base 151 to 987 and encodes 278 amino acids.